Molecule: messenger RNA, 2346 nt
Organism: Patiria miniata (bat star)
Lineage: Eukaryota; Metazoa; Echinodermata; Asteroidea; Valvatida; Asterinidae
Product: zinc finger MYM-type protein 6-like
Exons: 3
Coding region: 499-2346 (615 amino acids)
Molecular function (GO): ubiquitin-protein transferase activity
Source: RefSeq, a predicted model, not a curated record
GUGGACUGAUGUUGGGAUUAGACUUAACGCACAACAUGCAAAAUCAUGGCCCUGUGUGCAGGUUAACUCGUCUUAAACAAACUUGUCCUGGGGACAAAGUCAGUGCAGACCUGCCAACCAGUACGGUUUUGCCGUAUUUAAUACGGGAAUUUAUUGAAAAUACGGCCGUACCUUUUUUCUCCAUAAAAUACGGGUUUUGACCAUUUUGACACGCCAAAAAAAAAUCCUAGUUCGGCUGCGAGUGAAGAGUGCGCAAGAAGAAACAAACGGCUGCGAACGUAGACUACGUUGAGACACGAGGCUUGACAUCGCGAUCAAGUAAGCUAGGGUGUCUGUGAUUGGUGCAUGGGAUGUAAACAAACGCAUGGACCGGGCGUAUUAACCAAUCAGAUCGUUGCAUACAAAAGCGCUAGGCAUAUAGUGCGCAUACCAUGUGCAACUAGCUAGCUGAGGAUAAUUGAGCGUGGAAUUCGAAAGCAGCACUGGCGUGAAAUAAAUAUGGCUUCGACCUCCAAAAAAGAUAUUAAAAGGAAGCAACUGUACAAAAAAGAGUACACCGAGAAAUGGGAUUUCAUCCAGCCGUCCCAGAGAGGAGAGAAUUACGCACGGUGUACGUUGUGUAUUUCCGAUUUUAGCAUCGGUCAUAGUGGAUCAUAUGAUAUUACCCAGCACAUUGAAACGACCAAGCACCGAAAUAUUGCCGAGACUAAGAGUGCUAAUCGCUCUAUUAGACAAUUUAUGCCAUCUAAUAAAGACUAUGAUCUGAUUAGAGCGGAAACUUUAUGGACUGAGUAUGUUAUCGAACAUAACAUGCCGUUCGUCUCUUCUGAUGAAUUCACGGACGUGGUAAAGCAGAUGUUUCCUGACAGCAAGAUUGCCUCAAAAUUUUCUUGUCGUCGUACGAAAACUACUGCCAUUGCUCGGACUUUGGGACAACAGACAAAAGAUGAUAUCACACAUAGACUGAGACAAACACGUUUCUCCUUGUCUACUGAAGGCAGCUCGGAUAGGGGUGCUGAAGAACAGCUGUAUCCAAUCGUUGUUCGGUACUUUGAUGAAAACGUGAACAGAGUUGUGGGUGUGUUACUUGAGAUAGCUACAACAGAAAAAAGGUCAACAGGUGCAAAUAUCUUUGAACUGCUUGAUAAUGCCUUGAAAGAAAAGAGAAUCCCUUGGGAGAAUUGCAUCUGCUUCUCUGCAGACAACGCAUCAGUCAUGAUGGGCAUUCACGCGGGUGUAGCAACAUAUGUCAGGAAGCAGAAUCCAGAUGUUUUUGUUCUCGGGUGUCCCUGUCACCGUCUACAUCUAGCAGCAGAAAAGGGAGCAUCCACACUGCCAUUCACUCCCGUUGAUGUACUGAUCGCAGUGUUCUACUACCUGGAGAAGUCAUCCAAGCGCCACAAAGAAUUGAAAGGAGUGCAGACCCUGUGUGGCACAGCAAAUCACAAGAUACUAAAACAUGUAUGCACACGAUGGCUGUCCCUUGAAAAAGCCUUGAACCGAUUGUUAGAACAGUGGCCAGCAUUACUGGAAUACUUCAAGCGGGAAGCUGGUCAUGGGUCAGAGAAAAGAAAGAAUGAAGAGAGUUCAAAUCAACCAAAGAAACAGAAAUCAAACCAAACCAAAGACAGUGAAAGCAGUGCAGCAGGAACAUCCACUGGAAGAACAACUACUGGAGUUCACACUUCAAGUCAAACCAAAGACAGUGAAAGCAGUCCAGCAGGAACAUCUACUGGAGUUCACACUUCAAGUCAAACCAAAGACAGUGAAAGCAGUCCAGCAGGAACAUCUACUGGAGUUCACACUUCAAGUCGAACCAAAGACAGUGAAAGCAGUCCAGCAGGAACAUCCACUGGAAGAACAACUACUGGAGUUCACACUUCAAAGAGCUGCAGUGGAUUUGCUAGGGCAAUAGGUGCAUACACAAGAAGAAAACUACCGCAAAUCUGGCUUCCAAGGGUAGUGCUGCAGCAUCUGCGAAGAAAGGUUCAUCAUCCAAAAGCAGUGGGCCUGGUCAUGUUGGUGCGAUUGCUGCCAGGCAGAAAAGUAAAGUUCAAGUCCGAGGCAAGAAAGCAGUUCACCCUAAAAAUCGGACAGCUAGGACAGUUUCUUCAAUUUUUGACGGGGAAAAAGACUCUUCCCCCACUUGGAUUUAAGGCGCCACCCUCUAUCAAGUUCAGGCAUCCUGAAGAUGUACCCAAUGGAGAUCACACUAGGGACUUCCCAAAGGUGUGCGCCUGCUUUCACGUUUUGACGUUGCCUACGGGACACAGGACAACACUGGAGUUGCUGAAAGUGCUGACCAAUACAGUCAGCAUUUGUAGCGACCUGUUCACAGAUGCAUAA